UUACUUAUUUUCUUUAGAAAAGCCAGACGGAAGGAGAAAGAUGCAGGAACCACGGAAGACCCCAAGCUGUACCUGGAAGAAGCGGCCCUGGAGAGACAGUUGCCUGAGCUGGACCUCAGGAUGCUGGUUGACUUACCACCCGGGCUGGACUACAACGAGUGGCUGGCCUCUCAUACGCUGUCUCUCUUUGAUCAUAUUAAUUUGAUCUAUGGAACUAUUUCGGAAUUUUGUACUCAAACUGGUUGUCCUGAUAUGACUGGGCCUGGACUUAGAACUUACUUGUGGUUCGACGAGAAGGGAAAGAAAACUCGGGUCGCUGCUCCGCAGUACAUUGACUACGUAAUGACGUUCACUCAACGUACCGUCAGCGACGAAACAAUAUUUCCCACAAAAUAUGCAAACGAGUUCCCGAGUUCGUUUGAGUCGAUAGUUCGUAAGAUCCUGCGGCUUUUAUACCACGUAGUGGCACACAUUUACCACUGCCACUUUCGCGAGGUUGCACUUUUGGGACUGCAUGCCCAUCUCAAUUGUGUGUUUGCUCAUCUUACACUUCUUAAUCAACGUUUCAACCUGAUUGAUCCCAAAGAAACCGAAAUUCUUGGAGAUCUAGAGGCCGCAUUACUUGGUGAUUCUGCGUCAUCAGUUCCAGAACCGACGACUGUAGCCACUUAA
Molecule: messenger RNA, 672 nt
Organism: Cotesia congregata
Lineage: Eukaryota; Metazoa; Arthropoda; Insecta; Hymenoptera; Braconidae
Source: the annotation of a GenBank genome assembly